AUGGCAUCUUUUGCGACAGCAACCCGCCUAACAACACGGCUUAUAAGCCGACGGGUCGCCCAAGAUGUCGCAAGUCGAGGCUUUCGCACCUCCGCUGCCUCGCUCGCGGCACAAAACUUCACCAUGCCGGCUCUAUCGCCAACUAUGACGGAAGGCAAUAUCGCAAACUGGAAACUCAAGGAGGGCGAUUCCUUUUCCGCUGGCGAUGUCUUACUCGAGAUCGAAACAGACAAGGCGACCAUGGAUGUUGAAGCGCAAGACGAUGGAAUCCUCGUAAAAAUCACUCAGGGAGAUGGAAGUAAGAACAUUCAGGUUGGCAGCCGAAUUGGUGUUGUUGCAGAGUCCGGCGACGACAUUAAUUCACUCGAGAUUCCUGCCGACGAACAGCCUGCGCAGAAGGAAGCCAAGAAAGAGGAACCGGAGCGCAAGCAAGAGUCUCAGAGCGCUGCUCCAGAAAAAAGGUCUAGUGGACCGAAGAGGACCGGCGAGAAGGCACCGCCCCAGAAAUACCCUCUUUAUCCAUCAGUCGAGCACCUAGUAAAGGAGCACAAGCUGGACGAGUCUGCUAUUAGCGAGAUAACGCCAACGGGCCCUGCUGGACGCUUGCUCAAGGGUGAUGUCCUCGCAUAUCUCGGUAGCGCACCUUCUAGUAGACCUGGAGAGAUUAAAGCACGAUUUGACCACAAUUCACACCUUGACCUCUCCAACAUCAAGAUUGCUGCUCCUAAGGAGGCCCCGAAGAAGGAAGAAAAUAUUGUAUCAGAGGCCCCCGUUCGCAAGGUCUCAAUAGUAACACUACCGAUAUCGCUUGCGACAGUGAUAGAGGUCCAGAAGAAGAUCGAGGACACUAUCGGCACAUUCAUACCGUUAUCAACAUUUGUAGCGAGGGCUACGGAAGUGGCUAAUGAUGAGCUGCCCUUGCCAUCAAAUUAUAAGCCAACAGCCGACGAAUUGUUUAACCAAGUUCUAGGAUUAGACAAGGCUAGCCCGAAGGGUUCCCGCGGCCAUUAUAUUCCUCAAAUUUCCGCUCUUCCUUCGCCGUCCUUCACCGGCGUUGCACCUAAGCCCAAAAAGCAAGUCGACAUCAUCGACUUCUUAGCAGGCUCAGCGAAGGCGUCUGCGCCAAAACCACGAAAGACUAGCUCGCAAGCCGGAAUAUCCACCGGUACCAAUAUAUUUGGUCUCUCUGUACCAGAGGCUGAGGAGAAGAGAGCCAAGGAAUUCCUACAAAGAGUUAAGACGGUGCUAGAAGUGGAGCCAGGCAGACUUGUUUUAUGA
Messenger RNA from Daldinia childiae, 1278 nucleotides. RefSeq names its product Pyruvate dehydrogenase complex protein X component, mitochondrial. The transcript has 2 exons. Lineage: Eukaryota; Fungi; Ascomycota; Sordariomycetes; Xylariales; Hypoxylaceae. Gene Ontology annotation, biological process: pyruvate decarboxylation to acetyl-CoA. Gene Ontology annotation, molecular function: dihydrolipoyllysine-residue acetyltransferase activity. The record is from RefSeq and is a predicted model, not a curated record. Bases 1 to 1278 code for a protein of 425 amino acids. Gene Ontology annotation, cellular component: pyruvate dehydrogenase complex.